ACUUAGCAGGAGAGAAUACAAGGGCAAUCACCCCAGCACCUGGACCCAUUUAGGUUAAGUAGAUUUACUGAGGCUCCAGAGGAAGGUUUUCAGGACUCAGACCUUAGUUACAGAUUAAAAGAAGUUAAUCACUUAUGUCUUUAGAUAAAUGCACACUUACACGUAGACAGUUCGCUUAGAAGGUAGAUAAGCUCUGAAAAACUGUAAUUUUGAGUUGGUCUGGCGAUAAUUUCCAGGCCUUCUCCCUGCAACCGGUUACAGAAAUAAAAACUCUCUUCCUCCCCAGCUCAUCUGCAUCUCGUUAUUGGGCCUUGAAAAAUAGCAGCCCAACCCUCAGUUUGGUCUGGGAACAGACGGUUGUAGGGAGAGUAGCCUUUGAUCCUUUGCUACUGGGGAGUGGGGAGAUGGGGUUUUUCCUUCUGGUUUAGCUUUAGGAAGUUGGUGUUAAUUGGCCCUAGGCUCUCGGCCCCCAGACCCAGGUGUUUUCCUUUUGAUCCAGCUUUGGGAAGCCAGCACCAGUUGGUCUCAGAUUCCCUACUUCCAGCCCUUGCUGUUUUUCCUUGAUUGAGCUUUAGGAAGUCAGCGCGAAGUGGCCUUAAGUACCCUGCCUCCAAACCCUACUCUGCCUCAUUUUGGCAGAGUACUUUUAUAUGUCUUGGAUCUAAUAAUAAAAUAUCGGGGCUUGUGUUUUGUAUGCCUUUUGCUUUUCUUUUUCUAGCACUUUAUUUUUUUUUGUAUUUUCUAAAAGCACCCAUCUGGGAUGGCUUGGAGACAAAAACAGGUCCUUUAGCACAGUUUGAGAUGCACUGAUACAGAAGGUUACAGCACAUUCUCAGUACUUCGGGAAAUGAAGUUCUGAGAUUCUGAUUCCACGCCACAUUCCAAGUUUUGCAUACUGGUAAGUUACGUCUGAUUCUACAUAAAGUUCUUAAUAAAACCAGUGCUCAUUUUCUCAGAUAAGUUUCUUUAGAAGAGGAGGUCUGGGAUCAAAAGUUGGGCUGUGAAGUGGCACAAUGCCUGGAUCUGUACAUCCAAAAAGGAGUGGAAAAUUAGAUAAUAAUCGCCCAACUUUGGCUCCUAGACCCAAACCUUUUCUCUAAAAUGGGCACUGGUGCAAAUACCGUGAGGCCUUCCUGCAAUGAAGUGCCAAUCUCAGGCGCCAGGGCACAGACCCAGUGCGUGUCACAGAUCCUGUCCUGAGUGCCAGGCCGGGUGACGCCCCCACCAGGAUUAAAGAUCAGGCGCCCGCUGAGCCCUAGGAAUCAGUGACAGACACCUGCGCCGAGGCGGAGCGAGAAAAGCCUGGAAUGGCUCCGGGCUUUGCGUCACGCAGCUCCGCCUCUCGGCCUAUCUCACCCGACGCCGUCUCCGAGGGCAGGGAACGGUUGGCGGACUCAGAUUGGAGGGAUCAGCUCAGACUCGAUGACGCCACGGGAGGCGGGGCGUGGCCGUACUCUGAUUGGUGACGGGUGAGGCGGCCCGAAAUCGUAGGACUUCCGAAAGCAGCGGCGGCGUUUGCUUCACUGCCUGGAAGUGUGAGUGCGCGAAGAUGCGAAAGGUGGUUUUGAUCACCGGGGCUAGCAGUGGCAUUGGCCUGGCCCUCUGCAAGCGGCUGCUGGCGGAAGAUGAUGAGCUUCAUCUGUGUUUGGCGUGCAGGAACAUGAGCAAGGCAGAAGCUGUCUGUGCUGCUCUGCUGGCCUCUCACCCCACUGCCGAGGUCACCAUUGUCCAGGUGGAUGUCAGCAACCUGCAGUCGGUCUUCCAGGCCUCCAAGGAACUUAAGCAAAGGUUUCAGAGAUUAGACUGUAUAUAUCUAAAUGCUGGGAUCAUGCCUAAUCCACAACUAAAUAUCAAAGCACUUUUCUUUGGCCUCUUUUCAAGAAAAGUGAUUCAUAUGUUCUCCACAGCUGAAGGCCUGCUGACCCAGGGUGAUAAGAUCACUGCUGAUGGACUUCAGGAGGUGUUUGAGACCAAUGUCUUUGGCCAUUUUAUCCUGAUUCGGGAACUGGAGCCUCUCCUCUGUCACAGUGACAAUCCAUCUCAGCUCAUCUGGACAUCAUCUCGCAAUGCAAGGAAAUCUAAUUUCAGCCUCGAGGACUUCCAGCACAGCAAAGGCAAGGAACCCUACAGCUCUUCCAAAUAUGCCACUGACCUUUUGAGUGUGGCUUUGAACAGGAACUUCAACCAGCAGGGUCUCUAUUCCAAUGUGGCCUGUCCAGGUACAGCAUUGACCAAUUUGACAUAUGGAAUUCUGCCUCCGUUUAUAUGGACACUGUUGAUGCCGGCAAUAUUGCUGCUUCGCUUUUUUGCAAAUGCAUUCACUUUGACACCAUAUAAUGGAACAGAAGCUCUGGUAUGGCUUUUCCACCAAAAGCCUGAAUCUCUCAAUCCUCUGAUCAAAUAUCUGAGUGCCACCACUGGCUUUGGAAGAAAUUACAUUAUGACCCAGAAGAUGGACCUAGAUGAAGACACUGCUGAAAAAUUUUAUCAAAAGUUACUGGAACUGGAAAAGCACAUUAGGGUCACUAUUCAAAGAACAGAUAAUCAGGCCAGGCUCAGUGGCUCAUGCCUAUAAUUCCAGCACUUUGGGAGGCCAAGGCAGAAGGAUCACUUGAGACCAGGAGUUCGAGACCAGCCUGAGAAACAUAGUGAGCCCUUUUCUCUACAAAAAGAAAUAAAAAUAAUAGCUGGGUGUGGUGGCAUGCGCAUGUAGUCCCAACUACUCAGGAGGAUGAGGUGGGAGGAUCUCUUGAGGCUGGGAGGCAGAGGUUGCAGUGAGCUGAGAUUGUGCCACUGCACUCCAGCCUGGGUGACAGCGAGACCCUGUCUCAAAAUAUGUAUAUAUUUAAUAUAUAUAUAAAACCAGAGCUGACAAUGACACUCUGGAACAUUGCAUACCUUCUGUACAUUCUGGGGUACAUGGAUUUCUACUGAGUUGGAUAAUAUGCAUUUGUAAUAAACUAUGAACUAUGA
Messenger RNA from Gorilla gorilla gorilla (western lowland gorilla), 2973 nucleotides. It is a transcript of the gene HSD17B7, whose product is annotated as hydroxysteroid 17-beta dehydrogenase 7. Gene Ontology annotation, biological process: cholesterol biosynthetic process. Gene Ontology annotation, cellular component: endoplasmic reticulum membrane. NCBI's taxonomy places the organism in Eukaryota, Metazoa, Chordata, Mammalia, Primates, Hominidae. The record is from RefSeq and is a predicted model, not a curated record. Gene Ontology annotation, molecular function: estradiol 17-beta-dehydrogenase [NAD(P)+] activity; 5-alpha-androstane-3-beta,17-beta-diol dehydrogenase (NADP+) activity; 3-beta-hydroxysteroid 3-dehydrogenase (NADP+) activity. The transcript is spliced from 9 exons. The coding region runs from base 1550 to 2575 and encodes 341 amino acids.